Mobula hypostoma (lesser devil ray) is the source of this 6795-nucleotide messenger RNA. It is a transcript of the gene tecta, whose product is annotated as tectorin alpha. The record is from RefSeq and is a predicted model, not a curated record. The coding region runs from base 94 to 6540 and encodes 2148 amino acids. Gene Ontology annotation, molecular function: protein binding. The transcript has 24 exons. Gene Ontology annotation, biological process: cell-matrix adhesion. NCBI's taxonomy places the organism in Eukaryota, Metazoa, Chordata, Chondrichthyes, Myliobatiformes, Myliobatidae.
CAGGGAGGCCAUGAAAGGGAUAACCACUCUGCAGCGUAAUUAUUUUGAUAGUGAAGCAACCCAUAAUAUCCAUCAUGUUUCUGUUGCAGGAUCAUGAGUCCCGGUUCUCUGUUUGUGCGGAUUUACAGCAUUUUCGCCGUGGCCUGCAAUGGAGUGCUGUGCUUAGAGCUGUUGUACCCGUUUGGAAGCAGGAACAUGGACAGUGAAACCCCGAAGGUGGAUGAUGGGGGAUCUCCUGAAAUCCCUUUGUUAAUUACUUUCCCAUUUUUUGCUGUGGGACAGCGAUCGCUGCACGUGAAUAACAAUGGCGUGAUAUCCUUCAAUGUGCAAGUCAGCCAGUUCACUCCCGAGGCUUUCCCUCUCUCAGAUGGUCGCUCGUUCAUUGCUCCUUUCUGGGCCGAUGUUCACAAUGGGAUCAAGGGAAAUGUUUAUUACAGGGAGAGUGUUGAGCAGAGCAUCCUGCAGAGAGCAACCAAGGACAUCAGGAAGAACUUCAAGGACCAGUCUUCCUUUUCGGCCACUUGGGUCUUCAUCGCUACCUGGGACAAAGUCACUUUCUACGGAGGCAGUUCGACCACACCGAUGAACACCUUUCAAUGUGUGCUGAUCACAGAUGAACGAAACUCCUUCGCCAUGUUUAACUAUGCUGACAUUUCCUGGACCACGGGAACUGCAAGUGGAGGCGACCCACUAACGGGAGUUGGUGGUUCUGCAGCACAGGCUGGAUUCAAUGGUGGGGAUCUCAGUCAUUUUUUCAGCUUGCCAACGUCCAGAACGUCUGAGAUGCUAAGCAUCGAACAGACCAGUAACGUGAACUUCCCAGGCCGCUGGAUCUUUAAGAUAGACGGCGAGGAGAUUGACCCAUCAAGUGGCUGCAGUAUGAACGGUCAAUUUUUCCGCCGCGGGGAUGUGUUUUGGAUGGAUGAUAAAUGUCAAACGAAAUGCCGCUGCCUGGAUUUAGGGAACUCUAUUCACUGUCAGAACCUGACAUGUGGCCAGUAUGAGCAGUGUCACUCGGUGGACGGUGUUUACCGCUGUGUCCCCACUCAGACCGCCUCGUGUGUGGUGUUUGGAGACCCCCACUACCACACCUUCGAUGGGUUUCUGUACCACUUCCAGGGAACGUGCACCUACAUCCUCUCCAAACCGUGCUGGGAGUUGGAGAAUCUGCCCUAUUUCAGCAUCGAGUCCAAGAACGAGAACCGGGUCGGGACCGCCGUGUCUUGGCUGAGAAACAUCAAACUGAACGUUUAUGCCCACAGCAUCGUCAUUCCUAGAGGAAAGUCGGGCCAGGUGCUGGUGGAUGGUCUGGUCACUACGUUGCCAGUGCAUCUGGAGAUGGGGGCCAUUAAAGUUUAUCAGAGCGGUGUGGCCACCGCAGCGGAGACGGAUUUUGGUUUGUUGCUCACCUUCGAUGGCGAACAUUACGCCUCCAUCUCGCUGCCCAGCUCCUACCUCAACAACACGUGUGGCCUCUGCGGAAACUUCAACAACAACCCGGCCGACGACAACCUGCUGCCCGAAGGAAGCCCUUCGAACUCGCUAGCUGAGCUGGGCACCGGCUGGAGUGCCGCUGACCCGGACUGGAACUGUCAGCACGAAUGCGGGGACAACUGCAGCGCAUGCGACCCGCACACCGAAUCCUUCUACUACAGACCCGAUUACUGCGGCAUCAUGAACAAGACGGACGGGCCGUUCCGGGACUGUCGCACGCUGGUCGAUCCCACCAGCUUCGUGGUCAGUUGCGUGUACGACAUGUGCGCGAACCGGGACAACAUCACCACUCUCUGCCAGGCUAUUCAGGCUUACGCGCUCAGCUGCCAGGCUGUGGGAAUCACCAUUGGACCCUGGCGUUCCCGCACCUUCUGCGCGUCCUCUUUGCCCUGUCCAGAGAGGAGCCACUAUGAGGUGUGUACCAGCAGUUGUCCAGCCACCUGCACUGACUUGAUUUCGCCCUUGUACUGCAACCGGCCCUGUACCGAGGGCUGUCAGUGUGACGAGGACUAUGUACUGAGUGGAAAUAGCUGUGUACCGCUGGAGGAAUGCGGCUGUGAGUUCCAGGGGCGCUACUAUUCCUCCCAAACAAAGUUCUGGGCAGCGGACGACUGUUCUGUGCGCUGCCUGUGUCAGGGCCACGGAGAAGUUGUGUGUAUGAACGAGACUUGUUUGGAGGGGGAAUUCUGCCUCGUGGAACACGGGGUUCUCGGCUGUUAUCCCAAGCGAGCUGCAGUGUGCACUAUCUCACGUAGUAAUGGACUGCAAACGUUCGAUGGCGCUUCCUUUGAUUUCCGUGAUGAAUAUGCUUACACAUUGCUCAAAAUCUGUGGAUCGAGCAAUUACAAUCUGUCUCAUUUUGAAAUCAAACUCGGAAGAAAGAAAAUGAUUAACGGUUCUUGGAUAAAAUCGCUGACUGUAAAAUUUCCUGACUAUGAAGUAAAAAUGGAAGGCAGCGACAAUGUUAUCAAGGUGAACGCUUUUGCGAUUUCCUUGCCCUUUAUACAUUCGUCUGGAAAACUGAAGAUCUACAGGGCUGGGAAUAACACCAAGGUGGAAUUAGACAACAGUUUCCAAAUCUUGUACUCGAGUGAGGAUCGAAUAAAUGUAACGCUCUCCACUGCUUAUUACAACAACACCUGUGGGCUCUGUGGAUAUUUCAACGGGAAUCCCACUGACGACUUUCGAAAAGCCAAUGGGAAAGUGACAGAGAACAGUGUGGAAUUUGUGGAUAAUUGGAAGACAUUUGCUGAUGACAUGACAUGUAAUGGGCAGUGUGAAGAGCUUUAUACUGUGUGCACAAAUGAGGAUUUAAUUCUGUAUCAAGGAAUCUCGUUGUGUGGGAUAAUCAAUGAUCCCAAUAAUAGUUCAUUCCUCAAUUGCCAUGAAGUUGUCAAUCCGUCACCCUUCUUCCGAAGUUGCCUCUAUACCAUGUGUUUAAAUGGUGGGAACGUAUCUGCUCUGUGCAGCUCCCUGCAGGCUUAUGCAGACGCCUGCACCGGUGCUGAGGUCAUGCUGGCUAAUUGGAGAAGCAGCACUUUUUGCCCCUUACCGUGCCCUGAGAACAGCCACUUCGCCGAGUGCACGUCUGCCUGCCCUGUCACCUGCCAGUCUCUGCAGCGAGACGUCGACUGCAACCUGCCCUGUGUGGAAGGCUGUCAGUGUGACCAAGGAUUCGUUUUGAAGGACGGCCGGUGCAUCGCCAAGAUCCAGUGCGGUUGCGUCUAUGAAGGCAUUGACAUCGGUACAAAUGACACCUUCUGGACAGACAGCGAGUGCCAAACUCGCUGUUUCUGCAACGGGUCCGACAACACGGUGUACUGCAAGAGCGGCCCCUGCCGGGUGGAUGAGUUCUGCUCAGAUGAGACCGAGCUGUUCUACUGUUUGCCUCGCUCGGAGGCGGUUUGCAUCGUGUCCGGCUACAGCCACUAUUACACCUUCGACACGCUCGCUUACGAACUGCAGAGCACUUGUAGCCAUGUUAUCAGCACAGUGGAGCCCGGCUCCCCUCACCUGCCGCACUACCUGGUCCAAGUCAGGAACGAAGACCGCAACACUUCUCUGGCUCUGUGGUUACGGGAGGUGGAAAUCACAGUGUACGGUUACAAUAUCAGGGUGUCCAAGAGCUACAAACAUACGGUGAUGGUCAAUGAGGAGCGGCUCUACCUCCCCCUCAAGCUGGGCGGAGGUCAGGUCAACCUGCACUCCUUUGGCCUCUACGUGGUCCUGGAGACGGACUUCGGGCUCAGGGUGAUGUACGACUGGGGCACCCUGCUGACGGUUACGGUGCCGCGGGCCUUUGCCAACGCCACGCGGGGUUUGUGCGGCCAGUUCAACGGUGAGCCGGGGGAUGAGCUGCAGACCCCCCAUGGCAGGAGAGCAGGCAGCCUGCUGGAGUUCGUCAGCAGCUGGGUGCCCGGCGGAACGCCCUUCUGCCAGCCGGGCUGCAGCCGCAACUGCCCGUCGUGUGACCGGGUGCUGAGCCUCCCCGUGGAAACGCUGCAGCUCUGCGCCCUGAUCGUGUCCAAGGACAACGUGUUCAGCCGCUGCCACGGGAGAGUCAACCCCACCUUCUUCUACCACAACUGCAUAUUCGACUCGUGCAUCGACCGUGGUAACAGGGAGACGGCCUGCAGCUGGCUGCAGAACUACGGCAGUGUCUGCCAGGCUCAGGGCGUGCGGAUGCUGGGCUGGAGAAACAUCACCGGCUGCUUGAUCACUUGUCCUGCGAACAGUCACUACGAGAGCUGUAUGUCAGUGUGCCAACCCCAGUGUUCCACUUUCAAAACCCACCAGGACUGUAUGCAUUACUGUGUGGAGGGCUGCCAAUGCAACGAUGGCUUCCUGCUCAAUGGAAGAACCUGUAUCCUACCCCAGGACUGCGGCUGUGUGGUUGAGGACAAAUACUAUGAGCCAGGGCAGUUCUUCUGGAACACCAACUGCUCCAAGCACUGCCGAUGCAUGGGCCGCAACAUGGUGCAGUGUGACUCCCGUCAGUGCAAGAGCGAGGAAUUGUGUUCGCUUCACAACGGGGUCAGAGGCUGUUACAGUAAGAAGAGCUCCCACUGCAUCGCGGCUGGCGGCGGUAUAUUCCAGACUUUCGAUGGAGCUUUCCUGCGAUUUCCUGCUGCCUGCUCGUUUGUCCUCUCCACAAUCUGUCACAAGCUACCAGAUAUCUCUUUCCAACUAAUCGUAAACUUUGACAAAUGGAGUAUGCCUAACAUGACACUGAUCUCCCCGGUUUACCUGUAUAUCAACGAGGAACAGAUCCUCAUCUCCGGGAAUGUUGUCCAAGUGAAUGGGACCCCAGUCUCCAUUCCUGUUGUCACAGGGCUGACAAAGAUCUCAACAGCUGAGGGAUUCCUGGUCAUUGACACUAUUCAGGGAAUUCAGGUCCAGUACAACUGGUUUAACUUGCUGUUCAUCAGGAUGGGAGAACGGCUGCAAAACAAGGUGUGUGGUCUGUGUGGAAACUUUAAUGGAAAUCCCAACGAUGAUGACCUAACCUCGCGAGGAAAACCGGCGCAGUCCGUCUUGGAGCUGGCAAAGAGCUGGAAAACGAAUGGCAUGCAGAACAGCUGUGACGAAGAGCAGUAUACUCUCCUAUCCCACUCCUGUGAUAAUCGGGACAUCUUCCAGCUACAGGAUGAGGGGAGUUGUUUGAAACUUACGGAAAUGAAGGGUUUCUUCCAGCCAUGUUACGGAUUUGUCAACCCAGUGCCAUUUUAUGAGUCAUGCGGAUUGGAUGCUUGCUACUGGGACAAGAGAUCACAGAUCUGUAGCUCACUGGCAGCGUACGGAGAGGCCUGUCGCUCACUGGGAAUCCUCAGCACUGACUGGAUUCGGCGGGAGAAUUGCUCAGAAUUGAUCAAUGACCCAUGUGCUGGAGGCAUCUGCACCAACUACAGUCUGUGUCGUCAGGGUAAUGGAGACCUGUGUGGCUGCCCAGAAGAAUCCAGCCCUGACAGUGAUGACAUUGUUCAGGCAGAUGUGGUGUGCAAACACUCCCAGAUGGAGGUUUAUAUUUCCAAGUGCCGACUCUACCAGCUGGGGUUUGAACGCGAGGAUGUUCGCAUUAAUGAUAACCGUUGUUUGGGCUCAGAAGGAGAUGAUUUUAUUGCAUUUCAUAUCAAUAAUACCAACUGGAACUGUGGGAAUAUCAUGAAGACUAAUGAAAGCCACAUAAUGUACACAAACACUGUCUGGAUCGAGAGCCUGAACAACACUGGGAGUGUGAUCACUCGUGACAGAGUUAUCAACGUGGAGUUCUCCUGUGCCUAUGAACUCGACCUGAAGGUUUCUCUAGAAACUGUUAUAAGGCCGAUGCUAAGUGUCAUCAACCUCACCCUUCCCACUAAAGGUGGCAGUUUCAUCACUAAAAUGGCUCUGUAUAAAAACUCGUCCUACAAGUUUCCGUACCGAGAAGGCGAGGUGACGCUCACGACCCGGGAUGUCCUAUACAUUGGGGUGUUUGUUGAGGGCGCAGAUUCUACCCAGCUCAUACUGGUCAUCAAUCGGUGCUGGGCUACUCCAUCGCGCAAUCCAAAGGACCGACUACGCUAUAUGAUAAUAGAACAAGGGUGUCCAAACUCAAAGGACAACACAAUAGAGCUGGAGGAGAAUGGAGUGUCUCUCACUUGCCGCUUCCAUAUCAUCGUGUUCAAGUUUAUUGGGGAUUAUGACGAGGUUCAUCUACACUGUGAAGUGUCAUUGUGUGAUUCAGAUAUCAAUAACUGCAAAGUUACUUGUCCCACUCACAACAGGAGACUUGCUGACAAACUUACAAAAGAGCAGAUUCUCUCCGUUGGACCCAUCAGGAGAAGAGCAGCUGACUGGUGUGAGGUGGACAAUGGUGGCUGUGAACAGAUUUGUACAAGUCGUGGGGAGCGGGCUGUGUGCAGCUGCAUCACUGGAUUCUUGCACUGGGAUGGAAAGCACUGCCGAGCUCUAAGUGCUUCAAAUGAGCCAACCAUACUGCCUCAACUUCUGGUGAUAACUCAGAUCUUUAGCUGGUUAUUGGCAAACACACAGAACCUGAAACUGUAGCCGAGGGUGACGUUGAAGCAGUCAGACUUUGGAGCAAGAUUACAAGGGGAUUGACCAGAAUUAAAUAAACAACUGCAAUUUCAUAUUUUUUGGGGAUCUAUUAUUUAAUUAAAUAAUGCUUUUGUAGUGAAAUACUAUACUAUGAGGAUUGUGUAAUGCAUUUUUACAGAGUUGUAACUUGCUCUUUCAUCCUGAAAAUAAACAGCCAGGACUGCUGAGAGUUUUAGGAUUUCAACUUUUGACUGUUGUGUCUAG